This is a messenger RNA of Pezoporus occidentalis (night parrot), 1821 nucleotides long. RefSeq names its product Rho guanine nucleotide exchange factor 1 (gene ARHGEF1). The coding region runs from base 1 to 1821 and encodes 606 amino acids. Lineage: Eukaryota; Metazoa; Chordata; Aves; Psittaciformes; Psittacidae. Gene Ontology annotation, biological process: G protein-coupled receptor signaling pathway. The record is from RefSeq and is a predicted model, not a curated record. Gene Ontology annotation, molecular function: guanyl-nucleotide exchange factor activity; G protein-coupled receptor binding. Gene Ontology annotation, cellular component: cytoplasm. The transcript is spliced from 21 exons.
AUGGGUCUGACCAUUUCCUCUGAUGAAGAGAAGAGCUCCGCCAUCUUUGGCGCCAUCGUCACCUACAUGAAGCACUUGGGGGUCAGAGCCAAGGGGAGCGAAGGGAAGAAAUCCCGGAGCCACUUCUUCCGGAAGAAGCAUUCCGGUGCCCGGAAGCCGGAGGAGCCGCAGGGCCGGGCCCGCCGGGGGUUCCUGCUGCCGGGGGGGGCGCUGUGGGGCCGGGACCCCCAGGCCCCCGAGGGCCGGCACGGCAAAGGCAGCGAGAGCGAAGGUAACGACCCCCCCCCGGAGGUGGGGGGGGAGCCCCCAGGCUCCUUCCUGCCCCUCCCCCCCCCCCCGGAGGCGGAGCCGGAGCCGGAGCCUUGGCGGGUCCUGGUCCCCCCCCCCGUGCUGCAGGGGCUGAGCAAGAGCGAGCGCCGGCGCCAGGAGGUCAUCGAUGAGCUGGUGCUGACCGAGGGGGCCCACGUGCGGGUGCUGCGGGUGCUGCUGGAGCUCUUCUAUGGCCCCGCCCUGCGGGGGGGGUUCUUCCCCGCCCCCGACCUGCACAACAUCUUCCCCGGCCUCGAGGACCUUGUGGAGGCGCACGCUCUGUUCCUGGGCAGCCUCAGGCGGCGGCAGGAGGAAAGCGGCUUCGUCAUCGGGGCCAUCGGGGACCUGCUGCUGGCGCGGGUCAGAACCCAAACUAGCCCCAAAACACCCAAGACCCAAAAGCAUCGCAAGGACGCGCGCUUCAACCACCUCAUCCAGGAGGCCGAGAGCCACCCCCGCUGCCGACGUCUUCAGCUCCGGGACAUCAUCCCCAGCGAGAUGCAGCGCCUGACCAAGUACCCAUUGCUCCUGCAGAGCAUCAGUGCUUGUACCGAGGAACCCAAGGAUCGGGCCCGCGUGGAGAAGGCGGCCGAGUGCUGCCGCCGCAUCCUGGACCACGUCAACCGGGAGGUGCGGGACAUGGAGAACCUCAUGAAGCUCAAGGAUUACCAGCGCCGCCUCGACCUCUCCGGCCUCAAGCAGAGCUCGGACCCCUUGCUGAGCGAGUUCAAGUGCAGGGACCUGACCAAGCGCACGCUGGUGCACGAGGGGCCCCUGAGCUGGCGCCUGAGCAGGGACAAGGCCGUGGAGGUGCAGGUGCUGCUGCUCGACGACCUCCUGGUGCUGCUGCAGCGCCAGGACGAGCGCUUCCUCCUGCGCUGCCACAGCCGGAGCCUGGCGCCGGCCCCCGACGGGAAGCGGCUGCUGAGCCCCGUUCUGCGCCUGCGCGCGGCCAUGACGCGCCUCGUGGCCACCGACCCCAAGGCCUUUUACGUCAUCAUCAGCUGGGACAAUGGGGCCCAGAUCUACGAGCUGGGGGCCCAGACGGUGGCCGAGAGGAAGAACUGGUGUGACCUCAUCAAUGAAACCGCCGGAGCCCUCCCCCUCCCGGGGACCCCCCGUGGGAAAGGGGGGAGGGGCGGGGCCCCGCCCCCCACCCCCCUCGAAGAGGAAGAGAACGGGGGGGGGGUGAAGGAGACGCUGGAUGAGGUGCCGGUGCUGGGCACUGCCCCCCCCUUGCCCGGGGAGGGGGGGCUGGCGGCCGCUGCGCUGCAGAGAGUGGCAGCUCUGAGGCGGCUCCUCCCCUCCCCCCUCCCCCCACCGCGGGACGAGACCGAGGCUCCCGAUGGGGGAGGGGCAGGGGUCACGGAGCCCCCCCCCUAUGCGGCCGGGGUGGGGGAGGAGCUGCGGGGCCUGGAGGAGGUGCUGCUGAGGCUGAAGGAGCUGGAGGAGAGCUGGCAGCUCCAACAGGCCCUGGGCAAGCGCGGCCCCACAGGAGCCGGAGACACGUGA